Molecule: messenger RNA, 1059 nt
Organism: Trichomonas vaginalis G3
Lineage: Eukaryota; Parabasalia; Trichomonadida; Trichomonadidae
Exons: 1
Source: RefSeq, a predicted model, not a curated record
AUGAAUAACACAGAUUUAAAAAUUUUAAUUGAUGAUUUAGUAUUUAAUCAAAAUUUUCUUAAUUAUUAUGAUUUAAAAGCAUAUCUCCAAAAAUAUAAUAAUAAUAUAACGGGUGAUGAUAUGGAAUAUUAUUAUCCAUAUUAUAAAAAUGAAAUUUUGAAAUAUCAUAAUAAAAUAAUUUCUGAAAUUAAAGACAAAAUUAAAAAUAAUGAAUAUAUAAAGGGAAAAACUAAAUCACAGCUUAAACAGUUGAAAGAUUUCAAAAAUAAAGUAUUAACAGAAGAAGAUAUUGAUGAAUUAUAUAAAUUAUAUAAUCCCGAGCCGCAAAAGCCAAAGGAACAAAACACCCAGGUCCUUCAGACCAUAAAUGAUGCACAAGCUUUAAUUUAUGAUUCAUUAGUUAAACCAUAUUCAGCCCGACUUUUAAAUGAAGAUCAACUUUUGGAAUUCAUCCUUCAACAUAAACUCGAAGCGGGAAAGUAUAUCAAACCUUUAUAUACAGCAUAUUUAAAACAAAUGAAUAAAAUACAUCCAGAAUUAAUGAAGGGAGGAUUGAAUUCCAAAAUCAAAGCAGAUAAAAUUAAACCACUUACAACACCAAAACCUCCAACAGUAGUACCUCCUCCUUCAGUUAAUCCUUCAUCAUUCACUUUAUUAUAUCCAUUUCAAACAUUUAAGAAGCAAAAAGAUUUUAAAAAGGAUUUCAAGAUAUUAAAUAAACCAAUUGACCCGAAAAUUCAACCAUUAAAGGAAAAAUUUAGUCGCCCUUCAUUUGCUCCAUAUCCAUAUUCAUACGAAAUCGAUCAUCUGGAAUAUUCAAAAGGAAACGUUACUUAUUUAUUUGCCAUUAACAUUAACACUAGAUAUUUAUAUUGCAUUCCGGUGAAAGGGAAAACAGAACAGGAAACAAGAAAAGCUAUUCAAUACUUACUAGAUCAUGAAAGAGUAGAUAAUAUCAGGGGUGAUGGUGAUAAAGGAUUUCAGGCAGCUAUGGCUCAUUAUUUCCCACAAAUUAAUUUUUACUUUUCAUCCUCUCCAUAUACGUUUCAUAAUAAAAUA